AUGGGACUCCUGAGCACCUUCAGCUUCUUCCUCUGCAUCCUAUUCCUCUAUGGGGCACUGGGUCUCACCACUUCCCCUGCCCAGGGAAAGCUCCGCUGCUACACCUGCAGCUUCGCCAAACCCUGCUACCCUGUUCUCACAGACUGUCAGGAUGAUGAAGCUUGUGGCAUCAGUAUUGGCACCUCAGAAUGGAGUGAGAUCAUCAAGGGCAAAUGCUGCCUCCCAAGGGCCCAGUGCCCUCUGCUGGGCCACGCCACCUACUGGGCACACUCCUAUACUCUUUGGCACCACUGCUGCGAGCAGGACCUGUGCAAUGCAGCCCCCACACUGCGGGAGCUCCCCAGCCCCCUCCUGACCACCUUGCUCCUCCUGGUGGCCAGCUUCACCUGGGAAUGCCACCUCCAGCACUAG
Molecule: messenger RNA, 411 nt
Organism: Manis javanica (Malayan pangolin)
Lineage: Eukaryota; Metazoa; Chordata; Mammalia; Pholidota; Manidae
Product: lymphocyte antigen 6G6e-like
Biological process (GO): desensitization of G protein-coupled receptor signaling pathway; acetylcholine receptor signaling pathway
Cellular component (GO): plasma membrane
Molecular function (GO): acetylcholine receptor activator activity; acetylcholine receptor binding; transmembrane receptor protein serine/threonine kinase activity
Source: RefSeq, a predicted model, not a curated record